AUGGCUGGGUCAGGUGGUAGUGAUCUUCGAGCUCCAGUAUUCAAUGGUGAUAACUAUGAAUUUUGGAAGAUCCGAAUGAGAAAUAUCUUUAAGUCGCAUGGAAUCUGGGAUCUAGUUGAAAAGGGUCUUGGGAUUUCAGAAUCGAAAGGGAAGAAGGUUGAUGAAGAAGGGUCAUCGGAGUCAGAGAAGGUGUCUUUGUUAAUGAAGGAUGCUAAGGCACUUGGUAUUAUCUAA
Molecule: messenger RNA, 234 nt
Organism: Prunus armeniaca (apricot)
Lineage: Eukaryota; Viridiplantae; Streptophyta; Magnoliopsida; Rosales; Rosaceae
Source: the annotation of a GenBank genome assembly